ACCCACGCUCGCCGCGUCGCGCCCGAGCCACGUCUCGGAGCUUCGGAACCACAACGCGGUGGUACCGACUCCACUCUCCAGGCCACUGGAGCCCGCAGGCGACACUCACCCCGCCUCGGGGCAGCCGGCGAGCGGCCGUGCGGGAGACCACGAGCCCAGGGCCCUCGCUCCGGGCCCCAGCGGGGCGGCCUGAAGCCCCCAGUCCUCGGCCCCCGCGCAAGCGACGCCGGGAAAUGCCCACAUCCGGGAAACCCGCGGCUGACUGCGGCGGCGGCGGCGGCUACACGGAGUGGAAGGCAAAAUGGCGGCGGCGGCGGCGACGGCCUGGUGCUGAGGGGACAGCCAGGUCCUCGCGACCCCGCGUCGGGCCGCGCUGGCCGGCCUCAGCUCUCCCGGCGUGUGUCCCCCGCCCUGCCCCUAUCCCGAACCCCGAGCGACCCUCGGGGCUCCGGGGAAGGAAGGGCUCCGGCCCGCCGCGGCGCCGGGCCCUCGGGCCCGUGGCCGCUGUCCAGGAGCCCCGCUCUCUCCUGCAGGUUAACCACUUCAAUUGUAAAGGACUUUAACAUUCCUGGGAACGUCCCCUCCUACCUUUGCUCAGAAGGAAUCUCUUAGUCUGUGGGUUAGCUCCUGAAGAAGUGCUUCACGGGGGCCACAUAUAGAUGCUUUCAUGAAGAGGGGUGAAAAACCAGAAGGGUACAGACAGAUGAGGCCUAAGACCUUUCCUGCCAGUAACUACCCUGGCAGCAGCCGACAGAUGCUGCAGGAGAUCCGAGAAUCCCUUAGGAAUUUAUCUAAACCAUCUGAUGCUGCAAAGGCCGAGCAUGACCUGAACAAGAUGUCAACUGAAGAUCCCAGGCAAUUGAGAAACCCACCUAAAUUUGGCACACACCAUAAGGCCUUGCAAGAAAUUCGAAACUCUCUGCUACCUUUCGCAAAUGAAACGAGUUCUUCCCGGAGCCCUUCAGAAGUCAACCCACAGAUGUUUCAGGAUUUGCAGGCUGCUGGCUUUGAUGAGGACAUGGUUAUUCAAGCCCUUCAGAAAACUAAUAACAGAAGCAUAGAAGCAGCUGUUGAAUUCAUUAGUAAAAUGAGUUACCAAGAUCCUCGUCGAGAGCAGAUGGCUGCAGCGGCUGCCAGACCUAUUAAUGCCAGCAUGAAACCAGGAAACGUGCAACAAUCAAUUAAUCGAAAACAAAGCUGGAAAGGUUCUAAAGAGUCUUUAGUUCCUCAGAGACAUGGCCCACCUCUAGGAGAAAAUGUGGUCUAUCGUUCUGAAAGCCCAAACUCACAGGCAGAUGUAGGAAGACCCCUGUCUGGAUCCGGCAUUGCAGCAUUUACUCAAGCUCACCCAAGCAAUGGACAGAGAGUGAAUCCCCCACCACCACCUCAAGUUAGAAGUGUUACUCCUCCACCACCUCCAAGAGGCCAGACUCCCCCUCCACGAGGCACAACUCCACCUCCCCCCUCAUGGGAACCAAACUCUCAGACCAAGCGUUAUUCUGGGAGCAUGGAAUAUGUAAUCUCCCGAAUCUCUCCUGUUCCACCUGGAGCAUGGCAGGAGGGCUACCCUCCAGCACCUCUUAACACUUCUCCCAUGAAUCCUCCUAACCAGGGACAGAGAGGCAUUAAUUCUGUUCCAGUUGGCAGACAACCAAUCAUCAUGCAAAGUACUAACAAAUUUAACUUUCCACCAGGGAGACCUGGAGUUCCAAAUGGUGGUGGUCAGACCGAUUUUAUCAUGCACCAGAAUGUUGUCCCUGCUGGUGCUAUGAAUCGGCAGCCACCGCCUCCAUACCCUCUCCCCUCAACUAAUGGACAAAGCCCUUCUGCUUUACAGACAGGGGGAUCUGCUGCUCCUCCAUCCUAUGCAAAUGGAAAUAUUCCUCAGUCGAUGAUGGUGCCAAACAGGAACAGUCAUAACAUGGAGCUUUAUAAUAUUAAUGUACCUGGACUGCAAACAACUUGGCCCCAGUCAUCUUCUGCCCCUGUCCAAUCAUCCCCAAGCAGUGGGCAUGAAAUUCCUGCAUGGCAACCUAACAUACCAGUGAGGUCAAAUUCUUUUAAUAACCCAUUAGGAAGUAGACCAAGUCACUCUGCUAAUUCUCAGCCUUCAGCCACUACAGUCACUGCGAUCACACCAGCUCCUAUUCAGCAGCCUGUGAAAAGCAUGCGUGUCUUGAAACCAGAGCUGCAGACUGCUUUAGCCCCUACCCAUCCUUCUUGGAUGCCGCAGCCAAUUCAGACUGUUCAGCCUACCCCUUUUCCUGAGGGUACAGCUUCAAAUGUGCCUGUCAUUCCACCUGUUGCUGAAGCUCCAAGCUAUCAAGGUCCACCACCACCUUAUCCAAAACAUCUGCUACACCAGAACCCAUCUGUCCCUCUGUAUGAGUCAGUAAGUAGACCAGGCAAAGAUGAUCAGCCCAGCUUCCCCAAGGACGACGAUGCUGAGAAAAGCUUGGAGAACGCUGAUAGUGGGGAUAAAGAAAAGAAACAGAUUACAACUUCCCCCAUCACUGUUAGGAGAAACAAGAAAGAUGAAGAACGGAGAGAAUCUCGUAUUCAGAGUUAUUCCCCUCAGGCAUUUAAAUUCUUCAUGGAGCAGCACGUGGAAAAUGUCCUGAAAUCGCAUCAGCAGCGUCUGCAUCGGAAGAAACAGUUAGAAAAUGAAAUGAUGCGGGUUGGAUUGUCUCAAGAUGCCCAGGAUCAAAUGAGAAAGAUGCUUUGCCAGAAAGAGUCUAACUAUAUUCGUCUCAAAAGGGCUAAAAUGGACAAGUCUAUGUUUGUGAAGAUCAAGACACUAGGAAUAGGAGCGUUUGGUGAAGUCUGUCUAGCAAGAAAAGUCGAUACUAAAGCUUUGUAUGCAACAAAAACUCUGCGAAAGAAAGAUGUUCUACUUCGAAAUCAAGUUGCUCAUGUUAAAGCCGAGAGAGAUAUUCUAGCUGAAGCUGACAAUGAAUGGGUGGUUCGCUUGUAUUACUCAUUCCAGGAUAAGGACAAUUUGUACUUUGUGAUGGACUACAUUCCUGGGGGUGAUAUGAUGAGCCUAUUAAUUAGAAUGGGCAUCUUUCCAGAAAAUCUGGCACGAUUCUACAUAGCAGAACUUACCUGUGCAGUUGAAAGUGUUCAUAAAAUGGGUUUUAUUCAUAGAGAUAUUAAACCUGAUAACAUUUUGAUUGACCGAGAUGGCCAUAUUAAAUUGACUGACUUUGGUCUGUGCACUGGCUUCAGAUGGACACAUGAUUCCAAGUAUUACCAGAGUGGGGAUCAUCCACGGCAAGAUAGCAUGGAUUUCAGUAAUGAGUGGGGCGAUCCCUCCAACUGUCGGUGUGGAGACAGACUCAAGCCGCUAGAACGGAGAGCUGCUCGCCAGCACCAGCGAUGUCUAGCACAUUCCUUGGUUGGGACUCCCAAUUACAUUGCACCUGAAGUACUACUCCGAACAGGAUAUACACAGUUGUGUGAUUGGUGGAGUGUUGGUGUUAUUCUUUUUGAAAUGUUGGUGGGACAACCUCCUUUCUUGGCACAAACACCAUUAGAAACACAAAUGAAGGUUAUCAACUGGCAAACUUCUCUUCACAUUCCCCCUCAAGCUAAGCUGAGUCCUGAAGCCUCCGACCUCAUCAUCAAACUCUGCCGAGGACCAGAAGAUCGCCUAGGCAAGAAUGGUGCUGACGAAAUAAAGGCUCACCCAUUCUUUAAAACCAUUGAUUUCUCCAGUGACCUGAGACAGCAGUCUGCUUCAUAUAUCCCCAAAAUCACACACCCAACAGAUACCUCCAAUUUUGACCCUGUUGAUCCUGAUAAGUUGUGGAGUGAUGAUAAUGAGGAGGAAAAUAUCAAUGACACUCUGAAUGGCUGGUAUAAAAACGGAAAGCACCCUGAACAUGCUUUCUAUGAGUUUACCUUUCGGAGGUUUUUUGAUGACAAUGGCUACCCAUACAAUUAUCCAAAGCCUAUUGAAUAUGAAUACAUUAAUUCACAAGGCUCUGAGCAACAGUCUGAUGAAGAUGAUCAACACACAGGCUCAGAUGUAAAAAACCAUGAUCUAGUAUAUGUUUGAUAGACUAGGAGAUAAUUGUAAGAAUUUGCAGAAAGACCUGAAAUGCAGGGGAUUUUUAGGUUUUGAGAAGAUUAUGCAACUGUGACAGAGUGUGUGUGCUCUGUGUACAAUAUUUUAUUUUCCUAAAUUAGGGGAAAUCAUUUUAAAAUGUUAAUUUAUUCCACCCUUUUAAUUCAGUAAUUUAGAAUAAAUUGUUAUAAGGAAAGUAAAUUAUGAGCUGAGUAUUAUAGUCAGUUCUUGGUACUUAAAGUACUUAAAAAAUACUGCUCUGUCUAAAAAGAGAAGCCUGGUAUCUAUUUGUAUAUAUGCUAAAUAAUUUUAAAAUUCAAGAGUUUUUGAAAGACAGUUUUAUCUUGCUUUAACCAAAUAUGAAACAUACCCAUAUUUCCCCUGCAACCUUGGUUUUAGUUCACAAUAAGCUAAAGAAAUUAAGCCAUCAUUUCAGAAGGUGUACCUAGACUAAUGCUAAUCUGGAAGUCAUAUCCUAGAAUCACAAAUACAGAGCAGAAAAAAAAUGAGUUCACUAGAAAUAAUGCAGUUUACCCCUUCCCUCCACGAAAGUCUUUAACCUAGCAUUUCCUCUCAGUUACUGGCUUUAAAAGAAGUCAGAGCACUACUAGUUUUGUUUCCAUAUUGGUAUUAAUGCUGCUUCCAGUUUUAAAAGGGAACAAAGUUGCUAUAAAUCAAAUUUUCAAAUACUGAAAACUAAGGUCUGUAAUAUUUUUAUCUUAAAAUUAGAAGAAAAACUUCCAUCUCCUAAUCAGAGAAAUUAGUUUCAGUUUGUAAAAUGUUGGUUAGAAUUUAUUUGUUUGGACUCAUUAAGAAAGUUUUUUUCUAGGGGCUGGGGAUAUAACUUAGUGGUAGAGCACUUGCCUAACCUACACAAAGCCCUGGGUUCAAUCCCCAGCACCGCUGUUCCCCAAAGGUACCUUUGCUGUACAGCAACCAAUCUUGAUUGUGUCGUCAAUGCUGUAGAUUUCCUCUUUCAGAACAGUGCUAUAAUGCAAAUCACUGGCACAGAAAAAUAUUUCUAUUUGGCACUAUCAUACCUAAGAGUAGAUUAAUUGGUUAAAAAAUAAUUAUUAACUCCUAAUUGGGAUGACCAUUCCUAAUUAGAAGAAGAUACAUAGUGGUUUAGAAAUUGAAGACUUCCUAACUUAUUUAAGAUUAAUGUACCUAUUUAUAUAAUGUUUAGGUUCUAAGGAAGAAUUGUGGCUUCAUAACAAAAUGCAUAAUAACAUCUUUUAGAAAGAAUUGGGCUAUAUUCUGACCCUAGUAAAGUUUGUAUAUUAUUUCCUUUUCUUUAAGUUUACUGACAUGAAUUGCUUUAUCAGACUCAAUGUUUGUGGAUAGGAAUGAUAUUUACCUAUCUAGCUUUCUUGUAAAAAGAUAAUUUGUCUGAAACCAUGUGUAUAAUAAAAUUAAAGUCAAAGUUAUUUGAUUGAAUUGAGGAAAGAAAAAAUUAUUAGGUUAUUAGCUUACACUUUCAUAUCCAGUGUAGAACCUGUUGCAGUGUAAGGGUGGGCUUUUGGGGUCCCUGGUUCUUUUGAAAUAGAGGCUUUGUGAACUCUAGCCCUAGUGAAAAAGUGCAUGCACUUCCAGGGGUCCCUGGAUAUGAUUUAAAAAAAAAAAAAAAUCCUUAGA
Messenger RNA from Onychomys torridus (southern grasshopper mouse), 5704 nucleotides. RefSeq names its product large tumor suppressor kinase 1 (gene Lats1). NCBI's taxonomy places the organism in Eukaryota, Metazoa, Chordata, Mammalia, Rodentia, Cricetidae. Gene Ontology annotation, molecular function: ATP binding; protein binding; protein serine/threonine kinase activity. Gene Ontology annotation, biological process: G1/S transition of mitotic cell cycle; hippo signaling; regulation of organ growth. The transcript is spliced from 8 exons. The coding region runs from base 668 to 4060 and encodes 1130 amino acids. The record is from RefSeq and is a predicted model, not a curated record. Gene Ontology annotation, cellular component: spindle pole.